AUGGAGGCCGUGAGCGCGCUGCUGGCCGGCUGCCCCACGGGCGGCCUGGCCGGCGGCCUCGGGGUCACGGUGUGCGCCGCCGCCGGCGUGCUGCUCUACAGGAUCGCGCGCAGGAAAAAGCCGACACACACAACUGUCAACUGCUGGUUCUGUAAUCAGGACACCGUGGUGCCCUACGGGAACCGGAACUGCUGGGAUUGCCCCAACUGUGAACAGUACAAUGGCUUCCAGGAGAACGGUGACUACAACAAGCCGAUCCCUGCCCAGUACCUAGAGCAUCUGAACCACGUGGUGACCAAUGUCACCCCCUUCUGUGACAGCCCCCAGCCCCAGCAGUGGGUGAGCAGCCAGGUCCUGCUGUGUAAGAAGUGUAACAACCAUCAGACCACCAAGAUCAAGCAGCUGGCAUCCUUCGCCCCCAGGGAGGAGGGUAAAUAUGAUGAAGAAAUCGAAGUCUACAGACACCAUCUGGAGCAGAUGUACAAGCUGUGCCGGCCCUGCCAGGCGGCUGUGGAAUAUUACAUCAAACACCAGAACCGGCAGUUGCGGGCUCUGCUGCUCAGCCACCAGUUCAAGCGGCGGGAGACGGACAAGACCUACGUGCAGAGCUUCUGUUCUUCACCAGUGACUGCUCCAGCCCAGGUCAUCCUCCUUCGUUUCCUCGCCUUCCUGAUCUGCAGCUUCCUGCUAGUCACUGCCCUGUACGGCUCUGGCCAUCCCUUCUCCCCAGCCACCUCCUGGACCCCUGCUCUGCUGGCAGGGGGAAACAUGUCUUCCUCUGGGACCUCUGCCUCGUCCAACACCACCGCUGAUCCGGGGGCCCUGGGCUGGCAGCAGCUGCUCCACCUGCUUCCUGAGCAUGUGCUGGAGAAGCUCUGUGAGGCCUGGGACUUGGGCCAGAGCCACCAGAUGGUGGUGGUGGCAUUGGGCCUGCUCACCUGCCUUCUGGCCAUGCUGCUGGCUGGCCGCAUCAGGCUCCGGAGGAUUGACGCCUUCUCUUCCUUCCUGUGGUUUCUGGUCCUGGGGCUGCACCUGGUGGAACGCUACUUAGAGAUGGCCCCCCCCAGCUGGCUGGACACACUCAAGUUCAGCGCCACGUCCCUGUGCUGCCUGGUGGGCCUCACUGCAGCUGUGGCUACACGCAAAGCAACGGGCCAGCGGAGAUACCGGCCCCGAAGGUAUCUCUCGGGAGACUCCAGCUCCUUCUUCCCCAGCAGCAGUGGACUGGCCUUCCCAUACCCUUCGGUGUCACCGACUCUGUUCGUCCCAGCCCCACCCACCUUAUUCCAGCUCACCAACCAGCAACUGUUCAGGUCUCCACGACGGACGUCCUCUUCCUCCCUGCCGGGACGACUCAACAGAGCCCUUUCUCUGGGGACCAUCCCCUCCCUGACCCGAGCAGAUUCAGGAUAUCUUUUCAGUGGGAGCCGCCCACCAUCUCAGGGAUCUCAGUCCAAGGAGGCGCCUGUGUCAGAUUACUUCACUCUGCUGUCUGGGAGCGGUGUGCCAUCCCCUCUCCCUUCCCCAGCUCCCUCCGUGGCAGAGUCUGUGGGCUCUAGCUCCGGUUCCCUUCGCCUCCGCCGGCCACUCAUCAGCCCAGCCCGCCUCAACUUGAAGGGGCAGAAGCUUCUGCUUUUCCCAUCCCCCGGGGAGACCCCCCACACCCCCAGCAGCUCCGAUGAGCCCAGCCCUGCUGAUGGCAGUCUGCUCAGCCCAGAGUUCUCUCGAUUUCCUAGCAAGAGGCAACCUGCACAGGGUCUCCAGACCAUGCGUGACCUGCGGUCCUGCAUCGAGAACAGCAGCAUCUGCAGUGACCACUCCAUCAAAAAAGAGGACGGCUCGUCGAACUCGUCGGCCUGCGUGGUAGACACCACUACCAAAGGGUGCCCGGAGGAGGCCGCGGGCUGGAGAGCUCAUUUUGGCAGCUCUGUAGUGCGAGGCCUCCUGGCGGUGAGCCUGGCAGCCAACGUGCUCUUCACUUCCGCCUACCUGUACCAGAGUCUCCGCUGAGCCCCGCUGCCCCAGCUCCGGGCCUCUCUUGUGCUCAGACUGCCCAGCCAGCAAGAGGGGCAUGGGGUCAGCAGCUCCCCGAGUCUGUGACGCAUGCUGUUGUGGAUCCUGCUGCCUCCCCACCCUCCCUUCCUCUCCCCGUGGGCCUUUCUCAUCUCUACAGCCGAAUGCUUGUUGCUUCCCAACCACCAAAGACAGCGGGGCGAGUGGUGAGGACCUCACCUUGAGUCCGCUUCCUCCCCUGCUGAUGUCUCUGGCUCUUUUUUCUCAAACCCCUGUGGCCUCUGUGUGGUGUAUUCAGGAUUGGAAGCUGCUUCUGAGGAAAGAGAACACAAGCUAUCUCAAAUGGAAGAGACCCAGCCAGCUCUUGACACAAAUUGGGGACCCUUAGUCCCCCUUCCUCUCCCCCUUCUCUUUUUGCCCAUUUUCUGGACAAGGUGUCUGCUUUGCCCAAGGACUCAGACUCUUAGAUACCACAUGGUCUGAGCCCUGCCUCAGGGCCCUCUCUGGGUGGCACCACUGCUAGGAUGCUAGUCUGUAGCAGGGUCCUGCCCUGGCCCAAUGGGGACACCAGUCACAACCAGCCAUACUGUCGUGCUGUCCUGCCCUCCAGGGACAGCUUUCCCAAGAUCAAGCUGGCUCACAUGGGGCUUGGUUUGGGAGCAGGGAGGAGACGGGACCUUCCUGAGGUCUCAGCUGGGCACACUUUGUGCUCCUUGGUUCUUGGAAGCACAUGGGGUGGGGGUGCUUCUUUCUAGAACCAGAAAAGUUUAUGGAUUUUAGGCCCCUUGGAUGGGAAGCACAUCAUCCUAAGAACAAGCAUCCUCUGCUGUCUGCCUGGAGUGAGCAGGUUCUGUUUGCUGUCUCCUGCUGGGAUGGUGAAAUCUGCUUUAUGCCAAGAAAACACCUUCCUCUGCCACCAGGACAUGGGGCUUCUGUCCCCACUCCCUCUCCCUCUCCCUCAUCCCUUAGGGGACCGCCCAAGCAGCCAAACAGCGCCCGUAAAGAUUCUGCAUUUUGUCCCAGCUAGCAUGCUGGCUCCUCCCACCCCACCCCCAACAAUAGUCCUGUUCAGCAGUCAGACUUCCUCCCUGUGUCCCCUCGUGCCCAGGUCCCUCUGCCUGGGGCCCCUGACCCAGCUCUCUUCACAUGGCCACAUUUUCUUUGGCCUGUGGAGAGCAGUAGGGCCUUUUGCUGCCUGUGGAUGGUGAGGGUCACUUAGGGCUGCAAGCUAAGAUCCAGUGUCCUCCCUCGUACCCUGAUUUUUCCCAGGACAGCUUCUCUUUCUCCCCACCCACUGUCAGUGGGGGACUUCACUGUGAACCCUCUCCCCCAAAUGAUGAGAGGCGACGGAUGGUGCUACCUCCAGCCUUCAGUGCUCACCUUGGAGGCACCACCCUCCCUGCCCCUCCCCUGCCGUACCUGCCUCUUUCCACUUCCCAUUUCAUUUUUUCUGGUGACUAGUGGCAUGGUGGUUUUGCCCAUCUGUACUUUUUUCCCCCUCCUUUUUUGACCUUUCCAUGCCACAUCUCCCCGGUGAGUUUGAGAGUGUUUCUGAGAGGGGAAAGUACCUUUUGCUAUCUGGUGCUUGAACUCUCUGGGGAGCCUGUGCCUGGUAGAAGAGAUGUGGCUCGUGUCCAUGUCUGUGUUCAUGUCUGUGAUCUGAGCCAAACUGUUGGUCUCGUCAUCAUUGGCUUGAGUUAAGAUUAGGAUGUAUUUUGUUCAUGUCCGCGUCACAUAACUACGGUGUUUAUGCUCAUGGGAUUGUGCUGGUUAGAAGGAAGCCCCCCCAGUGUGAAUGAAUUUGUGGCAGUGAGAGAGCGUUGGGUCUUCAGAAGCUGCCAAGCUUUACGUAUAGUUGUGUUCAAGGAAGUUGUUUUAUUUUUCUAAAAAAACUUUUUUUAACCAGUUAAGUGUUGGGGAAAAGUGAAUGUCUUAGACUCUUAUGUCCUAGGAGACUUCAGGUUUCUUACUCUUGAAAGGUUUUUUGUUACUAUUUUUUACCAAGUGUUGGGAGAAGGACGGUGGCUGAGGGAGUCAAAUGAGGCCUAAGGGAAUCCCCUGCCCCUCCCCGAUCUGAGAUUUUUGAACCUGCUUCCUGCCCUCCAGGGGUUUUGGGGCCUCCAGACCUCCUGGGGAGAUGGAGUAUCUGCUUUUUUACAAACUUAACUUGGGGGCUAAGAGGCAGCCUGAGUUAGGAAGACCUGGCUUUAAGUCUUACUACUGACGUAGGCUGGUGAUAUGACCCUGGGCAAGUCACUUGACCCCCAGCAACUCUCUAAGACUAAGUUCCGGAGGAAUUGAUCUCCUUGGGUGGGGAGGGAGUUCCCCAAACCAGUGAAAUCACAAUCUGGACCUAAGCCCACUCUUUCCCAAGUAAGCAGUUGGUGCACUAAGAGUUUGAUGUCACUCAGUCCUAACUAAUUAGAACUUUAAAAAUAGGUGGGUUUUUUCAGUUUUUAGUAAAAUAGCUCAAACAGUAAAGUUUUUGUUUGCUUGUUUGUUUUAAGCACAAGCACCCCCACUGUUGGCCCAUUGGCUCCCUUCCCAAAGAAAUAGUGAGUGGGGAGACUAGAUAGUACUGAAGUCUCACAGGUGGGCCAGAGCAGCCACAUCCCCCCGCCCCUCAAGACUCGGGAGCUGCCUUGAGAGGAGAGCCUCCCCUUCCUCCCCAGCCCAGCUCAUCUGGCCUCUGCAAGGGGCUCCUCGAUGGGGAAGCCAGGCAGCCAAACCGCCAGCCACAUGACCCUCUCCCGAGCUUUCUUCACUCAACAUUAUUAGUGGGGCAUGUGCUUUAGGGUGGUGUCAAACUGUGUAUUGGGGUGGGGGGUGGGGGCAUGGC
Trichosurus vulpecula (common brushtail) is the source of this 4852-nucleotide messenger RNA. It is a transcript of the gene TMEM201, whose product is annotated as transmembrane protein 201. Gene Ontology annotation, biological process: nuclear migration along microtubule. Bases 1 to 2010 code for a protein of 669 amino acids. The record is from RefSeq and is a predicted model, not a curated record. Gene Ontology annotation, cellular component: nuclear inner membrane. Gene Ontology annotation, molecular function: actin filament binding; lamin binding. Lineage: Eukaryota; Metazoa; Chordata; Mammalia; Diprotodontia; Phalangeridae. The transcript has 11 exons.